Molecule: messenger RNA, 771 nt
Organism: Serinus canaria (Common canary)
Lineage: Eukaryota; Metazoa; Chordata; Aves; Passeriformes; Fringillidae
Gene: MANF
Product: mesencephalic astrocyte derived neurotrophic factor
Exons: 4
Coding region: 80-622 (180 amino acids)
Biological process (GO): neuron projection development; dopaminergic neuron differentiation
Cellular component (GO): endoplasmic reticulum
Source: RefSeq, a predicted model, not a curated record
GCGGCGGCGGCGGGGGCAGCCGGUGUGGGGUGGUGGUGCCGGUGGUGCCGGUGCGGCGGGCGCUGUUCGGCGAGGCGGGAUGCGGGCGGCCCACGGGCUUUGCGCGGCGCUGGCCCUGCUCCUGCUGCCGGCCGGUGGCCGAGCGCUGCGCGACGGGGACUGCGAGGUGUGUGUCACAUUCCUGGGAAGGUUCUACCAGAGUCUAAAGGACAAUGACGUUGAAUUCACACCUUCCAGUAUUGAAAAGGAGCUCUUGAAAUCCUGCAAAGAAGCAAAGGGCAAAGAGAAUCGUCUGUGUUAUUACAUUGGGGCCACAAGUGAUGCAGCCACCAAAAUUAUUAACGAGGUAUCAAAGCCCAUGAGUCACCACAUCCCUGUGGAAAAGAUCUGUGAGAAGCUAAAGAAGAAAGACAGCCAGAUCUGUGAACUAAAAUACGACAAGCAGAUCGACCUGAGCACUGUCGACCUGCGCAAGCUGCGCGUCAAGGAGCUGCGGCGGAUUCUGGAUGACUGGGGCGAGGUGUGCAAGGGCUGUGUCGAGAAGUACGACUUCAUCCGCAGGAUCCACGAACUGAUGCCCAAGUACGCGCCGAGGGCGGCCGGCGCUCGGACAGACCUCUGAGGGCCGAGAUCGGGGCGAUCCUGGGGCUCUGAGGGGGCGAGACCGGGCCUGUGAGGGGACUGUGAGGGGCGACCUCGAGGCUCUGAGGGGCGACGCCGGCCCCGCGCUUUGUACGGGACUUUCAUUAAAGUUCGCCGGUGUGUACCGGG